This is a messenger RNA of Suncus etruscus (white-toothed pygmy shrew), 2984 nucleotides long. RefSeq names its product mitochondrial calcium uniporter (gene MCU). Gene Ontology annotation, biological process: mitochondrial calcium ion homeostasis; calcium import into the mitochondrion. Bases 1 to 1041 code for a protein of 346 amino acids. Gene Ontology annotation, cellular component: uniplex complex; mitochondrial inner membrane. Lineage: Eukaryota; Metazoa; Chordata; Mammalia; Eulipotyphla; Soricidae. The record is from RefSeq and is a predicted model, not a curated record. The transcript is spliced from 8 exons. Gene Ontology annotation, molecular function: uniporter activity; calcium channel activity.
AUGGCGGCCGCCGCGGCGAGAGCGCUGCUGCCGGUCCUCUGCUCCCGGGGCGGCGCUGCGGGCGGCGGCUGCUUCCCGGGGCUGGUCGCCAGCUGCUCCCGGCGGCCGCAGCAGCAGCAGCAGCGCCAGCGGACGGUACACCAGAGACUCUCUCCAUGGCAGAAUUUGAGGGUUGUUUAUUGCAGUACCGUUGUGCCCUCUGAUGACGUGACUGUGGCAUACCAGAACGGGCUGCCUGUGAUAUCCGUGAGGCUGCCGUCGAGACGCGAGCGCUGCCAGUUCACACUCAAGCCCAUCUCCGACUCGGUUGGUGUGUUUUUACGACAACUGCAAGAAGAGGAUCGGGGGAUUGACAGAGUCGCUAUCUACUCACCAGAUGGUGUUCGGGUUGCUUCCUCGACAGGAAUUGAUCUUCUCCUCCUUGAUGACUUUAAGCUGGUCAUUAAUGACUUUACAUAUCACGUGCGACCACCAAAGAGAGAACUCUUAAGCCAUGAAAACGCCACCACACUGAACGACGUGAAGACACUAGUGCAGCAGCUCUACACUACCCUGUGCAUUGAGCAGCACCAGCUGAACAAGGAGCGGGAGCUGAUGGAGAGACUAGAGGACCUCAAGGAGCAACUGGCACCCCUGGAGAAGAUCCGAAUGGAGAUUAGUAGGAAAGCAGAGAAGAGAACCACUUUGGUGCUAUGGGGUGGACUCGCCUACAUGGCCACACAAUUUGGCAUUUUGGCCCGUCUCACCUGGUGGGAGUAUUCCUGGGACAUCAUGGAACCGGUCACCUACUUCAUCACAUAUGGCAGCGCCAUGGCAAUGUACGCUUACUUUGUGAUGACGCGCCAGGAAUAUGUUUAUCCAGAAGCCAGAGACAGACAAUACUUAUUAUUUUUCCAUAAAGGAGCCAAAAAAUCACGUUUUGACCUAGAGAAGUACAAUCAACUCAAAGAUGCAAUUGCUCAGGCAGAAAUGGACCUUAAGCGGUUGAGGGAUCCAUUACAAGUGCACCUGCCCCUGCGUCAGAUCGGGGACAAGGACUGAGCCCUACCCCAUGCCCCUGCACCCGGCAGGAACAGCACCUUCUAGAACGAUUGCCUUUCUCAUUCAAGCAUUGCAGGUGGACACUGGGAGUCAAUGCAGAAGAAAAGGGGGUGGAUUUACCCGGUAAUUAGAAAACACAAACCCAAAGGAAUACUAAGGCGCAGAGAGAGAUGGUGAAGUCUGAGGAUCAUGCUGUGUAGAAUUGAAGCUUUCAAGGGCUUAGAGACUAUUGUCUUUUUCAAGCAUCUUCAUUUCCAACUGACCAGGAGGCAAUGAGAGAUCUGAGAAAUUAAAAAACGAACAAACAAAUGGUAAUGGUACUGGGGGUGGAUUCCACUUGUUGCAUCUCUGCAGAGUCAGCAAAACAGUCACACACCAGCACCCCACUUUGCUCUCUCUUCUCUUUUCUUUUUUAAUUUAACUUUUCUUCUUUGUGACAUAGAAGUAACUAAAUCUACCAGGAAAGCAAAAUCCUCACGAUAAGAGGGUGGCAGGUUCCAAGUCCCUGAGCAUUAAUGAAUGCUUGAGUGGACCCCAGUUCUCUGCAAAGUUGGCCUCUCUCAGUUGGUUUUACUGAUCUUUUUUUAGCCAUCUGUAAUGGAAACCAACUUAAGACUGUUUAAUAACUGAUACUUUAGAUUACCCCCUUCAUACCUUUUUCACAUGUCUGUGUAUUCCCAUACUCUGGAUGGGACUCUCAAAUCAUUGGCAAGACUGCAUGAAGGUUUUUAUUUUGUUUUGUUUUGGUGGGUUGGUUUGGAUUGAUGGAUAUUUGAAAGGGGAAGGAGGAAGGGCUUCCCUCGUGUAGUUUUUCCACCCCACUGCCCUUCCCCACUUCCCCCUUUUCCUCCACACCUCCCAAGGGGCCCUAUUGGGCUGUGCUACCAAAACAGGAAGAUAGCAAACUGACUCAAAAUGAUGGCUAUGUAGCCAUGGCAGAACUCAAAUCAUUUCAUCACUGUUAAUCUGCAUGUGGCUGCUGAGAUGAGAUAAGUGGGUCUGGUCUGAAGGCUCUGCUCAGCUGGAACCUCCUACCCUACCACCUCACCCACCAAACCCUGAACCAACCCCCUUCCACAGUUGUCAAUCAAGUGUGUGGCUCUCCACGGAUACGAUUUCUCUUUUUAUAAAGGGACACAUUUCUGUGGCAUGGCCAGUCCUCUCCCCACUCCCCAAAUUUUCCUCUGAUCUCAGAUGGAGAGAGGAGCAACAUGUUUUGGGCUAUCUUGCCCCAUGCCCUCUGCACUCAAAGAGUCAAAGGAAUCUAAGUCUUCUAUUGUUAUUGUUGUUGUUUUUAACAACUCUGGGGACAGGAUACAAAGAAUAAAGGGACUUGCCACACGUUGAUUGGCUUCUGUCUUUCACAUGAUUCACCCCACCCCCAAAUACACCACUCACCUACCCCACCUCUGUGGCAAGAUUUCUUUCUCUUUUCCUCCUCCUUUGGGAUCACUGUAUAUGAAAAGUUUAAAAGCAUUAAAAGACAAGGCCAGAUUAGGUGCCUUGCAGAGAUUUGAUUGAAGGUCUAGCCAGGGUGUAAAGCUGCUGUCUCUCACCCCCCAUCCCCUCACUGACAUGAUGAAAUGAGAGGUUGCAUGGUUCCCCAUUUCCCAGCCCCUCCGCCAGCUCCCUCCCCCUCUAGCCCCUUCCAGUUGUUCAAACCCACCCACCCAUUCACCUUGCCCCCUUGCCUCAUUUCUUUUUGUUGAGUUGUGUGAAUUCUUUGGAAACCAUUUCUCCUGUUGGUGCCGGGUUUUUUCAGAAGAAGCCGCACAGUGCAAUGAGUAAAUACUUCCAAGGUGGAGGGGGAGGCUGGGGAGGGAGCCAAGUCCUUUCAACAAAUAGCAAAAUAUUGAAUAUGUGUACAAUCCUGUAUCAUUUAUGAAAUAUGUAUAAAAGUGUACCUUCUGGAACAAUAAAUACUUAUUCCAUUUUUUGAACAA